This is a messenger RNA of Aspergillus brunneoviolaceus CBS 621.78, 453 nucleotides long. Its product is annotated as BTB/POZ domain-containing protein. The annotation marks the transcript as partial. NCBI's taxonomy places the organism in Eukaryota, Fungi, Ascomycota, Eurotiomycetes, Eurotiales, Aspergillaceae. The transcript is spliced from 2 exons. Gene Ontology annotation, molecular function: protein binding. The record is from RefSeq and is a predicted model, not a curated record.
AUCUUUUUCUGCCACUGCAACCUCAUGAGGGAGGCUUUGAAUUUUCCACUCAACGCGAGCUUUGACCCUCCUACUUCCAUCUUACUGCACACCUUCAAGUCCUUGACCGAGCCUGGUCGGAAAUCUGAGCCACCAUUCUUCAUGAUACUCGUGUUACCUCCUUCUAUCUUUAGUCACUAUGGGACAGGAUACCAGCAACUCUGACGACGCGGCUUCGCACGCGCUUCUCCUCAGCAACUCGCUCUUUUCACAGGCCAAAAUGGGGAAAUACACUGAUUUCGCCCUCGAAUGUGACGGUACCACCUUUCCUGUGCACAAGGCGGUCGUGUGCUCUCAGGUCGAAGCUUUCGCCGCUGCCUGCGAGGGACGAUUCCAGGAGGCAUGCACAGGUGUCUAUCGCAUCGACGGGUUCCAGGCAUCGACUGUGGGCUAUAUGGUGGAAUACCUGUAUAC